Messenger RNA from Elaeis guineensis (African oil palm), 1998 nucleotides. RefSeq names its product calcium uptake protein, mitochondrial. NCBI's taxonomy places the organism in Eukaryota, Viridiplantae, Streptophyta, Magnoliopsida, Arecales, Arecaceae. Gene Ontology annotation, molecular function: calcium ion binding. The record is from RefSeq and is a predicted model, not a curated record. Gene Ontology annotation, cellular component: uniplex complex. Gene Ontology annotation, biological process: mitochondrial calcium ion homeostasis; calcium import into the mitochondrion.
ACGGUCUGGUUUUCUUGGUCCUCUCCCUCCUCCGUCUUCUCUGACUCUUACCUCCCUGCGACCGCAAUGCUGCCCUUGUCCCGCGUGCCGAUCUUUCGAAGACCUGGAAUCCUACGGCCAAGGUUCGCUCUCCCGUUCUCCGGCACCGCUAGAGCGGCCCACGGCGAGAAGGACAGCCGGCCUUCAAACCGCGAACUCGGGGCCUUGGUAGCCGGGAUCGUCGCCUUGGGUGGAUCGGGCCUCGGUCUGUGGUUCCUCCCCUCGCCGUCUUCUCCUCUCGAAUCCUCUGUUAUCUUUGCCGACGCUUCUGCCUCGGGGCAGCGCGAUCCGGAGCAGCAAUUCGUCUUCGGGGAUUCGAUUCAACAGAAGAAACCUAGAUACAUCUUCGGAGAUUCAUAUCGAAGAAGGGUGUUCUUUAAUUACGAGAAACGGAUUAGGAUGCAAAGUCCUCCUGAAAAGAUUUUUGAGUACUUUGCAUCUUUCCGGAGUCCUGGUGGGGAGAUGUUUAUGACACCAGCAGAUUUAAUGAGAGCAGUUGUUCCGGUAUUUCCCCCAUCUGAAUCAGAUAAGGUGAGGGAAGGAAAUCUAAGAGGAGAGCACCAUCCUGGCGAUUUACGUUGUGCACCAUCAGCUUUUUUUAUGCUCUUUGAUACGAAUAAUGAUGGGCUUAUAUCAUUCCCUGAGUAUAUCUUCUUUGUCACAUUGCUGAGCAUUCCGGAAUCAAGUUUCAGUGUGGCAUUUAAAAUGUUUGACAUUGACAAUAGUGGAGAGAUAGAAAUGGAUGAAUUUAAGAAAGUUAUGGCGCUAAUGCGAUCCUAUAAUAGGCAAGGAGCCAGUCAUAGGGAUGGACUACGUAUUGGUCUUAAAGUCGGCAAGUCUGUGGAAGAUGGGGGCCUUGUUGAAUACUUUUUUGGCAAAGAUGGCAAAGGACAUCUUCAACAUGAUAAGUUUGUUCAAUUUUUGAGAGACUUGCAUGAUGAGAUGGUGAACUUGGAGUUUGCUCAUUAUGACUAUAAAUCAAGAGGAACAAUUUCUGCCAAGGAUUUUGCAUUGUCUAUGGUUGCUUCUGCUGACAUUAGUAAUGUAAACAAGUUCCUUGAUCGUGCAGAUGAAUUGGACAGUCACCCACAUCUCAAAGAUGCACGUAUUACCUUAGAGGAAUUUAAAUCCUUUGCGGAGUUACGCAAAACUUUGCAACCACUGGCUCUGGCUAUCUUUAGCUAUGGAAGAGUUAAUGGUCUGUUGACAAAGCAGGAUUUUCAGCGAGCUGCAUCCCAUGUUUGUGGUAUCACCGUGAGUGACAAUGUGGUUGACAUUAUUUUCCAUGUAUUUGAUGCAAACCGUGAUGGAAAUUUAAGCUCAGAGGAGUUCCUAAGAGUUCUUCAAAGAUGGGAGUGCGAUAUUUGUCCACCAACUGCAAUGAAUAAAAGGGGGCUUUUUUCAUGUUGGUUAAGUUGUGUAAAAACUUCCUCUUUCACAAGCUUGUGCACACAUCCUAGAGGAUCUUGUUCUGGCUGACCUGGAGAUUUAGACUUAGGACAGUCUUGAAUCAUUUCAAGCUUUAAAUGGAUGUUCUACGAGAAACAGAGGUAGGUCAUGUAAGCUGAUUCCUUAUAAUGUGGCAGAUGGAAGCUAUGAUAGACUGAAGUCAUGGAAGUUGAAGUUAUCACACAAAGUUUUCUCAUGCUAACAUCUAUCAGCAUGGCUCAUUCUAAUUCAACCAAUAUCUUGUAAAUCACAAUAAACUUCUUGGGUCACACCAAUUACAUCAUGCAACGCCAGUACAAAAGAUAUUUUGUGUGACAGAGCAGCUCCAUAGCUUCAAGAGGUGGUGUGAAUUUUUCCUAUUUGUUUCUGGCACCUAUAGUUCCCUUUUUUCUGUAAAUCUUUGUUGCUGUUUCUAGAAUUGAACAUGUAUGAGUUUUUAAUAUUUACAUUACCUCAGGGCUGUAUUAUAUUUGUUCAACAAUGUUUUAUCAGCAAAUUUUUGAAGAUAUA